Molecule: messenger RNA, 1047 nt
Organism: Durusdinium trenchii
Lineage: Eukaryota; Dinophyceae; Suessiales; Symbiodiniaceae
Source: the annotation of a GenBank genome assembly
UACCGCACCCCUAUGCCAAAGGCAUCUAAGGAUUUCUUUCUCAGUGGUGCAACAGAGAAACCCUCGAGCGUGUUGAGUUCCUGGGCGGAUCGUUUGAGGUACCAUACUCCUCGGUGGCCUCUUGCAUGAGGUGGCCUGGGCCACGUGGGCCACGGAGUGCACAUCGACUGACUGCGUUGGUCUCCGCAUACCUCUGGGGCCGUCCAGGCUUCUCCUUCAGUGCGAUGGCCUCUGGUGCAGAGGAGGUGAUCUUUGGCGAGAUGAGGCUCGCGAGUGGAGCCGUGCUGCUCCGGUCCAAGUCCAGCGUGGCUUUGCAAGGGUUGCAACCCAUUCUGCCCGGCCACUCCGUGGUGGUGCCAUGGCCUUCGGCCACGCGCCUUUGCGAGCUUUCAGAAGAUGCCAUGAAACUGGAAUCCACUGCCAGCAACUGGGCUGUCUUCGAUGGGUGGCCUGCAGGUCAGCCAGUGCCUCAUGCGCACGUGCAUGUGGUGCCGCGAAAGCCGAACGACCUGGAGAAGAAUGACCAGGUGUAUGAGGCGUUGGAACGCUGGGUGCCAUCCUCCAAAGGAGCGGCUUGCCCCCCAUCGAUUGAGUGGCCUGAAGAUGAGGCGCGCAGAAAGCGCACAGGCGAGGAGAUGGCAGCUGAAGCGCUCAGCUAUCGUGCAGUGAUGCCAGGAAGCGGCAGCUUUCCGGAAGAACAGGCCUUUGCAUCCUUCCAGAUCCCAGGGUCCCACAUAUUCUAUGCCUCGGAGUUGACCGUGGGCUUUGUGAACUUGAAGCCCUUGGUGCCAGGCCACGUGCUGGUGGUGCCAAAGCGCGCCGCCCCUCGUAUGGAGGAUCUGUCAGCCGAGGAGUUCGAAGACCUCUUCCGUUCAGUGCGACUGGUGCAAGGUGCCCUGGAAGGAGCCCAUGGCGCUGAGGCCUCGCGCUUGGGCAUCCAAGACGGCGCCGACGCCGGGCAGACGGUGCCGCACGUCCAUGUACACAUUCUGCCGAUCCCUUUGCGCAAAGCGCCGCUUUGAUGGGUGGCCCUUUUCUGCAGCCGAA